AAAUACAAGGGCAACCUAGAAAGCAGUAUUUAAGGUUCCAAUAUUUGGAUCAUUAUUCUACUCUUCACAUGCUUGCAUAAGUUGGCAACUUCAGCAUUCACAAGUAUCUGAAUUCCUGAAUACUUAGGCCAAUUCUGAAAUACAAUAAUGGAAGAAGAUGAUGUUUACACAAAAGAUGGAACAGUGGAUUACCUUGGAAAUCCAGCAAACAAAAAGAAAACAGGAACUUGGAGAGCAUGCCCUUUUAUCUUGGGGAAUGAAUGUUGUGAGAGAUUGGCUUACUAUGGUAUGAGCACAAAUUUGGUGCUUUAUUUCAAGGAGAGGCUACAUCAGCAUAGUGCUACUGCUUCCAAAAAUGUGUCUAAUUGGAGUGGAACAUGCUACAUAACACCACUGAUUGGAGCAUUUCUUGCUGAUUCAUAUCUUGGAAGAUAUUGGACCAUUGCAUGUUUCUCAAUAAUCUAUGUUCUUGGAAUGACACUAUUGACAUUAUCUGCAUCAGUUUCUGGUAUAAAGCCAACUUGCCAUGGCCAUGGAGAUGAAAAUUGCCAUGCCACCACUCUAGAAAGUGCAGUGUGCUUUAUAGCUCUUUACCUUAUAGCCCUUGGAACAGGUGGAAUCAAGCCAUGUGUUUCAUCCUAUGGAGCAGACCAGUUUGAUGAUGCUGAUCCGGGGGAGAAGGAACACAAGAGUUCUUUCUUCAACUGGUUCUAUUUCUCAAUCAACAUCGGUGCUCUUAUCGCUUCUUCGCUGUUGGUAUGGAUUCAGGACAAUGUAGGAUGGGGAUGGGGAUUUGGAAUACCAGCAGUGGCCAUGGCUAUUGCAGUGGCAAGUUUCUUUUCAGGUACUCGGCUGUAUCGAAACCAGAAGCCCGGAGGAAGUGCCCUCACUCGGAUUAUUCAGGUCAUAGUAGCAUCCAUGAGGAAGUAUAAUGUUAAAGUGCCUAAUGAUAAGUCUCAGUUGUAUGAAAUUGCAGACACUGAGUCUGUUAUAGAAGGAAGCAGGAAGCUUGAUCACACAGAUGAGUUAAGGUUUUUUGACAAAGCAGCAGUGGUUGGACAGUUAGAUAAUCUGAAGGAAUCAGUGAAUCCAUGGAGACUUUGCACUGUAACUCAAGUUGAAGAGCUGAAAUCCAUUCUGAGAUUGCUUCCAAUAUGGGCAACCGGCAUUGUUUUCGCCACUGUCUACGGCCAAAUGAGCACAUUGUUUGUGUUGCAAGGACAAACCAUGGAUACUCGCGUAGGCAACUCCUCUUUCAAGAUUCCACCAGCAUCCCUUUCCAUAUUUGACACCCUCAGUGUCAUAUUUUGGGUUCCGGUUUAUGACCGGAUCAUUGUGCCGGUCACUAGGAAGUUCACCGGCCACAAGAAUGGCCUAACACAACUCCAGAGGAUGGGAAUAGGCCUCUUCAUAUCCAUAUUUUCCAUGGUGGCCGCCGCGAUUUUGGAAGUCAUUAGGCUGAGAAUGGUAAGGAGGCAUAAUUACUAUAACCUUGAUGAGGUUCCAAUGACAAUAUUCUGGCAGGUACCUCAGUACUUCCUCAUAGGUUGUGCUGAAGUGUUCACAUUCAUUGGCCAGUUGGAGUUCUUCUAUGAACAAGCGCCGGACGCGACGAGGAGCCUGUGUUCUGCUCUGUCACUACUCACUGUUGCCCUUGGACAGUACCUGAGCUCGCUACUCGUAACCAUUGUUACAAGGAUCAGUACUAGGAAUGGCAGCCUUGGAUGGAUACCAGACAACCUCAACUAUGGUCAUGUUGACUAUUUCUUUUGGCUUUUGACAGUUCUAAGUGUCCUGAAUUUGAUAAUAUAUCUGGUGGUAGCACAGUUUUAUACCUAUAAGCGAGCUGUCGGAACUCUCCGGUGAAAAAACCGAUCACAUGUAGGUUUUCGGCUUGGAAACAUCCAAACUAUGGUUCGAGCGAAAGCUUCUUUGCUCGAAUCAUAGUUUUGAAGUAUUAGAAUAAUGUUAUUUGAACAUAACUGUCAUCGUAUUUUGUGUUGACAUAUCAUUCGCCUGUUGGUAAUAAUGGUAUAGUAUGUUUGAAAUACGAAGAUGGUUAUGUUCAAGAAACAUUUCUCAUAAAAGUUAUGUUGCUGAAUCCUAGAUUAUGAAGUUUAUGAAUGAGUGUCAUCCUUUUGUGUUUGUAAUCUUGGUUUUCUAUUUACAAUUUUAGAUAGAGUUAAUGUUACUGAUUAGUAGCAUACAGAAAUCAAUCUCAAUGUGAAAUCUUUGUAAUUCUUCAAAAUACCACAAAGUGUAAAGUUCUCAUUGUAAAA
Arachis duranensis is the source of this 2279-nucleotide messenger RNA. RefSeq names its product protein NRT1/ PTR FAMILY 8.1. The transcript has 5 exons. Gene Ontology annotation, cellular component: membrane. The coding region runs from base 148 to 1866 and encodes 572 amino acids. The record is from RefSeq and is a predicted model, not a curated record. Gene Ontology annotation, biological process: transmembrane transport; oligopeptide transport. NCBI's taxonomy places the organism in Eukaryota, Viridiplantae, Streptophyta, Magnoliopsida, Fabales, Fabaceae. Gene Ontology annotation, molecular function: transmembrane transporter activity.